Messenger RNA from Tuber melanosporum (Perigord truffle), 1245 nucleotides. RefSeq lists its product as uncharacterized. Bases 1 to 1245 code for a protein of 414 amino acids. The record is from RefSeq and is a predicted model, not a curated record. Gene Ontology annotation, molecular function: oxidoreductase activity, acting on CH-OH group of donors; flavin adenine dinucleotide binding. The transcript is spliced from 5 exons. Lineage: Eukaryota; Fungi; Ascomycota; Pezizomycetes; Pezizales; Tuberaceae.
AUGGUAAUAACGAGUACUGCAGGGCUGGAACCACUGAAUAUGAUUAUAUUAUCUGCGGUGGUGGUACUGCUGGCUCCGUGGUUGCUGCAAGACUGGCCGAGUCUCGCGAUAUAUCCGUGCUCCUCAUCGAAGCAGGUCAACACAACUCUCUCCUGGAGAAUUCGCACAUGGUUGGGGGGUUUUCCAAACUCUUUGACACUGACACUGACUGGAAAUAUCGUCAGGGAGCCUAACCCCGGUCUUGGUGGUCGUCAAGUAAAGGCUACCAGAGGCAAAUUCCUGGGUGGAUCGGGCGGGUGCAAUGGGACUUUGUCCAUCCGGGGGACAAAGCAAGAUUACGAUGAUUGGGAACUUCCCGGGUGGAGUGGAGAUGAUGUUUGGAGGUGUAUUGAAAAGGCAGAGAAUUACCAUCCCAGCGACUGGAUGAAGCACAGCCCAAAGGCCCACGGGACUUCAGGCCCUCUAGACACAGGGCCGUAUCCCCUGGCCCCAAUAUCAAACAUGGUAAUGGAUUCGUUCGUUUCCAAGGGCAUCCUGCUGGACCCAGACAUGUUCAGCACGGGCGAUAACCCCCAUGGUUGUGGACACAUUGUAAGAACGACAUACCAAGGGCUGAGGGUCACUGCGGCGAACUAUCUACUAGCCGCAGGGGACAACCUGACAUUGAAAACGGAAACCUUAGUUGACAACGUAGUUUUCGACAGGAACAUUAGCGGUGAGGUUCAGGCUACAGGUUUGAAAGUGAUAGAAAGCGAUGGAAAAAUGCACAAAUUGACCGCCAGAAGAGAGGUAAUUAUUUCUGGAGGGGCUUACUGCUCCCCCGCGAUACUCCUGCGCUCCGGCGUGGGCCCCAAGGCAGAACUUGAAAAGUUGGGGGUAGAAGUGAUUAUUGAUUCGCCCGGCGUCGGGAAGAAUCUCAUGGACCACCUCAUCGUCUUGAUAUUCUAUGAGGUAAACAAGCCAGGGCUGACCCUCGACAACCAAUUAUAUCCUCCGGGCGCCCUCGAGACAUCGUACAAACUCUGGAAAGAGCAUAAAAAGGGACCACUAUCUUCAUUUCCAUUCGGCGCCUGUGCUUACACUCACCUCGACGAACGACUCUCUGACUCUGCGUUGUGGAAGUCCGCCCCCGCGUCUGCCUGGGCGGGACCCCAUAGGGCUCACAUCAAAACAGCCAAACAUCGAGCUCUUCACCACAGAGUGUUACGGCGGUCCAAAACACUCGUUUGCGGAUUUCCCACAUGA